AUGCAGGCCGCGCGGCGCGCUGCGCCCGCGGCGCGCCGCUUCAUCGCCACGGGCGACGCCGCGGCCGCCUCGGGCCUGAGCCUGCAGAGGGCGCGGCCCUGGCUCAAUGGCGACGGCCCGGCGGGCAGCGACUCGUCGAACCAGGCGAGCGACCACGCCGUGGCCCUCGGCGACCUCUUCGCCGGCAAGCGCGUCGCGGUCUUCGGCGUGCCCGCGCCGUUCACGGGAACCUGCACGGAGCAGCACGUGCCCGGCUACGCGGCGCUCGCGGGCGACUUCGAGGCCAAGGGCGUCGACGUCGUCUGCUUCAGCGUCGCCUGCCCCUACGCCAUGCGCGGCUGGCAGCAGGCCAUGGGCGUCGACGAGACCGCCAUGACGUUCCUCGCCGACGACCUCGGCGCGGUCACGGCGGCCUGGGGCGUCGCCAAGGACUACAGCGGCACGAGCCUCGGCCCGCGGUCCGAGCGCUUCUCCAUGCUCGUCGACGACGGCACGGUCAAAGCGUUCACCAUCGUCGACGACGCCGCGGCCGACGCCGCCUGGCUCCUCUCGAAAUGCUAG
Molecule: messenger RNA, 561 nt
Organism: Aureococcus anophagefferens
Lineage: Eukaryota; Pelagophyceae; Pelagomonadales; Pelagomonadaceae
Exons: 1
Coding region: 1-561 (186 amino acids)
Biological process (GO): cell redox homeostasis; hydrogen peroxide catabolic process; cellular response to oxidative stress
Cellular component (GO): cytoplasm
Molecular function (GO): thioredoxin peroxidase activity
Source: RefSeq, a predicted model, not a curated record